AUGGAUUUCGAACAAAAACAAUUACUUGACAAUCUAAUUAAACAAAUCUGUAAAGAUUGUGACAUUGAUAUUGAUAAACGUCACAUAGUCAAUCAUUCUAUGAGAACGAUUGACAUAAUACAAUUAACAAAUUUAGGUGUUUUUUUUAAUGAAAUUAUGGCAUAUGGUGUACACUGUUCACUUGCUGGUUUAAGUUCUUAUCAAAUCAUUCCUAAAAAAAACAAAUACUUGGCAAUGUUAUCUAUCAUCUUUAAUCCAUUCAGGAUCAUCAUGAUCGCCAGAAAAUCUGAAUCUGGUAUUAAAACAAACGUUGAAUUAUGUAAUGAAGAGGAUGAUGAUUGUGUACCAUUAACAGAACUCCUUUUAGAGAAGUUAAUAAAAAUGGUCAUUCUAAGGUUAUGA
This is a messenger RNA of Entrophospora candida, 402 nucleotides long. Lineage: Eukaryota; Fungi; Glomeromycota; Glomeromycetes; Entrophosporales; Entrophosporaceae. The record is from the annotation of a GenBank genome assembly.